Messenger RNA from Alexandromys fortis (reed vole), 1361 nucleotides. It is a transcript of the gene Smim36, whose product is annotated as small integral membrane protein 36. The record is from RefSeq and is a predicted model, not a curated record. The coding region runs from base 144 to 422 and encodes 92 amino acids. The transcript is spliced from 2 exons. NCBI's taxonomy places the organism in Eukaryota, Metazoa, Chordata, Mammalia, Rodentia, Cricetidae.
CUAAUCCCCGAGGUUUCCUGGAGCAGCAGGGAUUAUUGUCUUUUUAUUCCAGAGUCAAUGCAGCCUUUGUGUCGGCUCCCAGCGAUUCCCAAACUGACCCCAGAUGCCUUUCUCUAGACACACUCCCCGCCGUGCGAGAGGUGAUGGAGUUUUACCUGGAGAUCGACCCUGUCACCUUGAACCUCAUUAUCCUAGUUGCGAGCUACGUCAUCUUACUCUUGGUGUUCCUCAUCUCCUGCGUGCUGUACGACUGCCGAGGCAAGGAUCCCAGUAAGGAGUAUGCCCCGGAGACCACACUGAAUGCCCAGCCGUCAAUCCGAGUGGUGGUGACACAGCACAAUGCUCAUGGGUCCUGGACAAGGGGACCCAGCCUUCACUUUAAAGGUCCUGCUCCAAUAGGGAAGAAGAGUACCGUGGUGUGAGACUGGGGAGAGAUGUAAGAGAGAGACCAAGAGAUGCAGCAGAAAACAGCUGUUCCUACUGUGGCUCCGGUUCUCCCCCAAUGCGGGUCCUGAUUGGAUGAGGAAACUGAGGCUUUGUCGUCCGAUCUGCACUCUGGUCACUCUCUUUGUGAGUUAAGCAACUGUUUGAGGUCUGCUUGGUGGUAUACUGAACCUUUCUUCCCGUGAGGACCUGUGUGGAGUGCAAAGAAGUAAGUGUGCCGUGAGCCCCUGCUCUCCGACCGCUGACCUAUGCUGUCUGACAGGAAGAAGAAGAGUCACGCAUGACCCAGGCAAUGAGCGGAAAGAGCAUUUGUGCAUACUCUGCCAGAGUCUGUACAGACUGUGGGACUGGAGAAGGUGUUUGCUGUCUCAUCGACUCCGGCAUCCAAGAAAGGUGAUUCGACUUGUAAGAUAAAUGGCUUUUAUUGCUAGGGAGUGAAAGUGUCUUGGGACCACGGGAGGAGGGAUUUUAUGUAUAAGGAAUGGCUAAGACAAAGCUCAGAAGCGAAAACAUUAUAGAAGCCGUUGACUGUGGCAGUCUUGUGUCUUCCGAAACUAUGGGGAAAAAAAAAAUCGAGAAACUGAAUUACAGUUUCUGCUGUGAGGGGAGAGGAGAGCCUAGCCCAUGCUGCCCUGCCAGAUUCAGUCUGAGUCUCGUUUUGUCUUUACAUUGCUAAAGUAGCUGUAAAAUGUAUGGAGACAAAUUGCUACCCUUACAUACAUAUUUUGAAAAUUAUGUUGAAAAUAUACAGAUUUUUCUGAUGUCUGGUCAAAUAGUAAUCUCCAUUCUUAAGCUGUAAAUGUAAAACAUGACUGUAUGGUAUAGAAAACUCACACGCUAUUCUCGAAAUUCCUCUUUUCGUGCUGAUGUUCUUCUUUCUGUACCCUUUGUCAGUGGAUGCAAAAUAUAUUACUGAA